AUGUGUAAGAUAGAUACUGCCUACAGGAAAAUUAACGAGACCUUUGCAGAAAAGAGGACCACCUGUAUGAAUAUCAAGAGCUCUGAUGGAAAACCAGUCCUAAGCAAAGAAGGGAAAGCAGAAAGGAGGAAAGGGUAUAUAGAGAUUCUAUACAAGAGCAAUGUAAUUCACAGCAAUGUUAUGGAAAUGGAAGUGGACAUACAUGAAGAUGACAUGGGAGAUGUGAUACUACGAGAAGAAUUUGCCAGAGCACUGAAUGACUUAAAUCAAAACAAGGCCCCAGGAGUAGACAAAAUUCCAUUAGUACUAUUGGGAGAGCCAGCCAUGACAAAACUCUACCAUCUGGCGAGGAAGAUGUAUGAGACAGGCAAAACACCCUCAGACGUCAAGAAGAAUAUACUAACUCCAAUCCCAAAAAAAGCAGGUGUUGACAGGUGUGAAAAUUACUGA
Messenger RNA from Schistocerca cancellata (South American locust), 450 nucleotides. RefSeq lists its product as uncharacterized. The record is from RefSeq and is a predicted model, not a curated record. Bases 1 to 450 code for a protein of 149 amino acids. The transcript has a single exon. NCBI's taxonomy places the organism in Eukaryota, Metazoa, Arthropoda, Insecta, Orthoptera, Acrididae.